Erigeron canadensis is the source of this 3450-nucleotide messenger RNA. RefSeq lists its product as uncharacterized. Lineage: Eukaryota; Viridiplantae; Streptophyta; Magnoliopsida; Asterales; Asteraceae. The transcript has 8 exons. Gene Ontology annotation, molecular function: zinc ion binding; nucleic acid binding. Bases 1 to 3450 code for a protein of 1149 amino acids. The record is from RefSeq and is a predicted model, not a curated record. Gene Ontology annotation, biological process: DNA integration.
AUGAGUUUGAAUGAUUUCCGAGCUCAAUUCUUGGACAAGGCUCAAUUUUGUCCAGAAUUCCUUGAAAAUGACCAAUUGCUCAAAGAGCAAUUUUAUUUGAAGUUGAGGAAGAACAUCCGGGAGAAAAUUAGUUUGCGCCAAAUGGAGUCCUUCUCCAUGUUGGCGGAUGUGGCCCGGGAUCAUGAGAUCGAGAUGUCGAGAGUAGAUGAAGGUGUCUUGAAAAGAAGGUAUGAAGAUGUAAAUUCUCCAAGCAAGAAGCCUAGACAAGAGGGUAGCUCCGGUAAUUAUCCCAAUAAAAGAAAUGUCCCCUUUUGUCGUCAAUGUAAGAAAAAUCAUCCGGGGGUUUGUAGAGCGGGAGACAAGGCUUGUUACACUUGUGGAAAACCGGGGAAUACUAGCCGGGAAUGUAGGUCCAAACCUCACAAGCCCGUGAUUUGUUUCAAGUGCUUCGAAGAGGGUCACAUGAGAAGUUCAUGCCCGAAAUUAACGGAGGAGGAGAGGUUAGAAGAAAGAAGAAGAGAAGCGGAGAGGAAGAAUGCCCAAACGCAUGGAAAUCCAAGGGGAAGGUCCUUCCAACUCUCCGUGGAGCAAGCAAGAAACACCGAUGAUGUUGUCACAGGUACAUUCCUUGUAUAUAAUGUGCCUAUGCGUAUUCUCUUUGAUUCGGGGGCGAAUAGAUCAUUUGUUGCUAUUAGAAUGAUUCAUGUUAUUCCCGUGUCUAAAUCAUGUUUAGAAUAUACUUUGCAAGUUGAGUUUGACAUAAUCUUGGGUAUGGAUUGGUUAAGCUCUUGUAACGCAAAAAUUUCAUGUGAUGAGAAAGCGGUGUAUUUGAAGACUUCUAAGGGCGAAGACUUGGUGGUUUAUGGUGAUAAGAAAGAACGUUCUAUACCCGUUUGUACCUUUGCUCGUGCUAAACGUUAUAUGUCUCACGGUUGUCAUGCUUAUCUUACUCACAUCGUUGAUGUUGAGAAGAAACCUCUUUCUAUUGAAGACAUCCCCAUUGUUAAAGAUUUCGUUGAUGUUUUUCCCGAAGACUUGCCGGGCAUUCCUCCCGAACGGCAAGUUGAAUUCUCUAUUGAUCUCAUUCCCGUGAAGAACAAGUAUCCUUUGCCUAGAAUCGACGAUUUAUUCGAUCAACUUCAAGGAGCUUCGUAUUUUUCUAAAAUUGAUCUUCGUUCGGGUUACCAUCAACUCAAAGUACGUGAGGAAGACAUUUCUAAAACCGCUUUUCGAACUCGUUAUGGUCAUUUUGAGUUUGUUGUCAUGCCUUUUGGACUCACAAAUGCUCCCGCGGUGUUCAUGGACCUCAUGAAUUGUGUUUGUCGACCCAUGCUUGACAAGUCCGUGAUUGUUUUUAUCGAUGACAUUCUUAUUUAUUCCAAAACUUCACCCUUGACCAAAUUAACUCGCAAGAAUAUCAAGUUCGAAUGGAAAGAUGAACAAGGGAUGGCUUUUCAACAACUUCGUGAAAGGCUAAGUCAAGCACCGGUUCUUGUUUUGCCCGAUGGUCUUGAAGAUAUGGUGGUGUAUUGUGAUGCAUCAUCUAAUGGCCUCGGUUGUGUUCUUAUGCAACGAGGUAAAGUUAUUGCUUAUGCUUCUAGGCAAUUGAAAGAGCAUGAAAAGCGAUAUCCCACUCAUGAUUUGGAGUUAGCGGCGCAAAGAGAUCUCAACAAUCGCCAGCGAAGGUGGCUAGAUCUCUUGAAGGAUUAUGAUUGCGAGAUUUUGUAUCAUCCUGGGAAGGCUAAUGUGGUAGCGGACGCUUUGAGUCGGAAGAGUUCUCAUCAUGCCUUAGUCGUUUCUCCUCUUUGGGUUUUGAUCACUAACGAUUUCUUGGAUCAAAUUAGAGAAGUUCAAGAGAAGGCUUUGCAACGGGAUCCUAAAAGAGAAAGAAUUCAAGGCCAAUUGCAAUAUUUCACUAAGGAUUCUCGUGGCCUUACCUUACGCUUUGGGAGGAUUUGGAUCCCAUUCUCUUGUGAGUUGAAGCAAGUUCUCCUCGAUGAGGCUCACAAAUCCAAGUAUUCCAUUCACCCCGGUGCUACAAAGAUGUAUCAUGAUUUGAAAGUAGAAUAUUGGUGGCCUGGUAUGAAACGUGAUGUAGUGAAGUAUGUCGAGAAAUGUUUGACUUGCGCACAAGUGAAGGCUGAGCAUCAAAAGCCUUAUGGUAUGAUGCAACCACUGGAAAUACCGAAAUGGAAGUGGGAGGAGAUCACCAUGGAUUUCGUCACAAAGUUGCCCAAGACCCCUAGAAAUCAAUUUGAUACCAUAUGGGUGAUAGUUGAUAGACUAACCAAGAGUGCCUUGUUUCUCCCUAUCCGUGAGGCAUCGUCAUCCGAAGUGUUGGCAAAGAUCUACGUGAAAGAAGUUGUAGCUAGACAUGGAGUUCCUAUCUCCAUUGUUUCGGAUAGAGACACUCGUUUCACUUCUCACUUUUGGCGGAAAUUUCAUGAAGAUAUGGGUACCGAGCUCAAGCUUAGCACCGCCUAUCACCCACAAACGGAUGGCCAAAGUGAGAGAACCAUUCAAACGCUUGAAGACAUGCUUCGAGUAUGUAUAAUUGAUUUUGGAGGCACUUGGGAUCUUCACUUGCCUUUGGUAGAAUUCUCAUAUAACAAUAACUACCAUUCUAGUAUUCAAACGUCACCGUAUGAAAUGUUGUAUGGAAGGAAGUUUCGAUCUCCAAUUUGUUGGGGAGAAGUUGGUCAACGUGAAAUAGGAGGAACGGAGGUGGUAUUGAAGACCAUUGAGAAAAUCGAUGUGAUUAAAGAAAGGCUAAAAGCGGCCCAAGACCGCCAAAAGUCUUAUGCGGAUAAACGAAGAAGACCAAUCGAAUUCAAUGUGGGCGACCGCAUCAUGUUGAAAGUCUCUCCAUGGAAGGGUGUUUUACGUUUUCGAAAGCGUGGGAAAUUAAGUCCUCGUUUUAUUGGCCCGUUCAAAAUUUUGGCUAAGGUUGGCAAGGUUGCAUACCGUUUGGAGUUACCGGAUGAGCUUUCAGGAAUACAUCCUACGUUUCAUGUGUCUCAUCUUAGAAAGUGCCUAGCCGACGAAUCUACUUAUGUACCCUUGAAAGAAAUAGAGGUCGAUAACAAGUUGAAUUAUAUUGAAGAGCCCAUUGCCAUAGUAGAAGAAGAGCUAAGAAGAGUGCAAAAGAAGACGGUGAGGACUUAUAAGAUUUUAUGGAAGCACGGCAAGAUGUCCGAUUGCACUUGGGAGUCCGAACAUGAUGUUCUUGUUUACUAUCCGUUGAAGAUUGCUUGUGCUUGUUCAUUUAGCGUUAUUAUCUUUGUUGCGGAGGAGGUAGUUCCGGAGGAAGGAACUAGUGAGUGUUGUUUGAAGAUAGUUGAUUUAGAGUUUGAAGCGAUUUUUUUGGACGUCUUGAAGGUGCAGGUCAGAGAUUUCCCACUGAGUCGCAGUGGGAGGUUUUUCACUUGCCGACCAGAGAUUUCCCACUGA